Molecule: messenger RNA, 610 nt
Organism: Misgurnus anguillicaudatus (oriental weatherfish)
Lineage: Eukaryota; Metazoa; Chordata; Actinopteri; Cypriniformes; Cobitidae
Source: RefSeq, a predicted model, not a curated record
UAUUGUGAAUGUGUGAUGUGAAUGACUGUUAUAGGGGUUUAGUAUGGAUCCAGUGGGGUUGAAUGUGAUUGAAACAGCAGCUCUUGGGAGACCCUUCCAGUUGGGUAUGCUGUAUGACUGCAGAAAAGAUGCACUAAUACCAGGGCUCAGACUUUGGACUAAAGAGCAGAUGGAUCAGAAUAUCUGUACUCGUUCUCAGAUUAACACAGUUUUCACAGUUACAGCUUUAGAUUCACUUAAAGAAAAAUCUAACGUAUUAAAUAUUGAUGGUGGUGUGAAACUGAGUGUUUUAGGAGGACUCAUUGAUGUAAGUGGAGCUGCCAGAUAUCUCAAAGACAUCAAGAAAUCCUUCAGUCAACAGAGAUUGACAUUGUUUUAUCACUCAACCAGUCAAUUUAAAGAGCUGACUAUAAAUCACUUGACUUCUGGAGAUUUACUUCAUUGUGAUGAUGAUGUAGCCACACAUGUAGUGACAGCAGUGCUGUAUGGAGCAGAUGCCUGCUUUGUGUUUGACAGAGAAGUUUCAGCAGAUGAAGAUAAAAACAAAGUAGAUGGAGAAGUCAAAGUCGCUUUCAAACAUCUAAAAGGAUUUGAUAAGUUUCGACUUUAA